Messenger RNA from Gordionus sp. m RMFG-2023, 2173 nucleotides. RefSeq lists its product as uncharacterized. The record is from RefSeq and is a predicted model, not a curated record. The transcript is spliced from 7 exons. NCBI's taxonomy places the organism in Eukaryota, Metazoa, Nematomorpha, Gordioida, Chordodea, Parachordodidae. The coding region runs from base 176 to 2173 and encodes 665 amino acids.
ACUCUACAAAUACUAUAAUCGGAUAAAGUGUAGUUCCACUCUUUUAUGAUUAAACUACUGAGUUACAAGGUUUGUUGGUAUCAUUGAGAAUCGGCAUAAUUAUAUGGAGGGCGGCCCUCCAUGUAUCACGUUCAUUCACUUUGGGCAGGUCUAUGACCAACGAGCUUGAUAUGAUAUGAUAUUAUCUUCUAUUAUUAUGGAUACUGAAAAAAAUAUUAAUGACCAAUAUAUCUACCAAACUAUUUUUGCAAAUAUGAAUGAUAAAGAUAUUAAAACUUUAUUGUUGGAAGAAAAAGCCUCUCAAAAUAACUGGAUAAAAUUCUAUGGUCUAUCUCCCAUCUUAGACCUUUCAAAAGAGUUUGAUUUAAUAAAAAUUGAUAAUAGCUGUUCAAAACACUCUUUACAAAAUUUGAAAUACCUUAUAGUUAGAUCAGGCAUACCCAUUAAACUAAGACCUUUGAUAUGGAGUAUAUUAAUUGAUACAUCUAAAAUUAACACCUAUAAAUCUACAUUGAAAGUUGAUUACAAUGAUUAUUUUAGCCAAAUCAUUAAAAAACAAGUGACCAAACUUGCCACCCAAACAUGUUUCUUACCUUUAGCUUCCUCUUUCGCUUCCAACAAUCCCUGUACCCUAUUUCGUAUAAUUCAUACUUCUCUAUUCCAUUCAUUUGAGAAUAAUUCCAAAGAAAUGUUCUUUCCACAUUCAAAUAUAACAAAAUUAUCUGCGUAUAUGGGCAUAGUGUUCUCGUCGGUCUUCCCCGUAAAAACACGUGAACAAAAAGCUUGUGAAAUGAUUGUAACGAUGAUAACGAAUUCUGGAUAUUAUGAAAAAGGGGUUUGGGAUGAGAACUUUGAAUAUUACUUUGAAGAUUAUAUUGAAACUGAAGUCAAGCAGUUAAUGGAGAGUAAUAGGAAUGAGAAUAUCCAACAAGUUGGUACUAAACCCUUUGAUGACACUAAAAUUAUUGAUGAAAAAUUCAAUGUUAAUAUGUUGAAUAAUAGUUUUACUAAAGUGGACAAGUCAAGUAACUUGAUUAAAAUUAGCAAUGUUUUGAAUAUACCCGAUGAGGACAAUUUAUCGAGUAAGGAUAUCCUGAAUUUGGCAGAUGAUAUUUAUUUUAAAUUAUCAAAAUCACUUAAUAAAAAAGUGGAUCAUGGAGAUCAGCAAUGUUUUUCAAAUGUUAUAUAUAAUAAUAUAUAUUCUAAUGAUGCUAAUACUAAAGGAACUUUAAAAUCUUUUGGCUUUAAUAAUGAAGAAGUUUCCGAUGUUAUAGAUGUAGCUAAUAAUUACCCUUAUGAUUUCGGAAAUAGAAUUGAAACGAAUAUUAAUGGUAGGGAAGUAUCCAAAAAUACUAGAUUGUGUAGUAAUUUGGAAGAUUUGAUAAGAAAGGGGAAUAUUAAACAGAAAUGGGUUGAAGUCAAUUUAGGAAAUAAUGAUAUUGAUGAAAUUAAAAAAAUAAUUUUGUUGGAUCCCAAUGAUAUUUACGAGGAAGGAAGCGAAGAUGUAACAAAUGUUUUUAUAAAGACACAUGAAAACUUUAACAAUAAUAGGAUUAUAAACUUUAAUAGAAAUGAUAUAGUAAUCGAUGAAUAUGGAAAUAAGAGAACAAUAACACGAAAAUAUGGGGACAAUGAUAUUCAAAAACAGAGGAAGAAGCUAAUCGAAUAUACAUAUAUUAAGGAUUACUCCCAUAAUGAUAAAUAUUUUAAAAAUAAAAACAAGGAUAAAAGUAUAAAUAAUUGUAUUUGGAUAAAGUCACGAUCACAAGAAUCGAGAUAUACGUGUCCUACAAUGCAGGCUGAUAUAGAUGUUAUAUUGCGCUCAUUAGAGAUUUGGGAACCAGAAUUAUAUAUGUUAUUAAAGCACCAUUCAAUAGAUCUUUCAAAAGUUCUAUACCAGUGGUUUUCUAUAUAUUUGGCCGAAUGCAUUCCCAAUUUUAAUGUUUUGCUGAGACUUUGGGAUUUGAUUUUAGUUUAUGGUCACCAUAUCCUACUAGUUUUUGUAGUGUCCCUGCUUCAAUUUAAGAUUCUUGAAAAAGGCUCGGGAGUGAAUGUUAAAAGAAUUAGCAUUGUAGCAAUUAUUGGUAUGAAUAAAUGCUUGGAAGGUAAAACGGAAGGAUAUUUGGUAGAUUUAUGUUUUGCGUCAACAAUAGCAUCUUGGUUUAAGUCAUGA